AUGGCGGCGGCCCCGCUGUACUGUGUCUGCCGGCAGCCCUACGAUGUGAGCCGGUUUAUGAUCGAGUGCGACAUCUGUAAAGACUGGUUCCACGGCAGCUGUGUGCAGGUAGAAGAGCAUCAUGCUGUGGAUAUCGAUGUUUACCACUGCCCCAACUGUGAUGUCGUACAUGGACCCUCCCUGAUGAAAAAGCGCAACAACUGGCACAGGCACGACUACACAGAGCCAGAUGAUGGAUCAAAGCCAGUCCAAGCUGGCACCCCAGUGUUUAUCAAGGAGCUGCAGAACAGGACCUUUGCCAGUGGUGAGGAGAUUCUGAUGCGAAUGAAGGGUGAGCUGGUGACACCCAGGUACCUGGAGAGACACGGCUUCAACUACCCCAUAGUGGUCACCGAGAUGGAGGGUCUGGGACUCAAACUACCAGCCCCUACUUUCUCUGUCAAAGAUGUGGAGCAGUAUGUGGGUGGAAACAAAGUCAUCGAUGUGAUAGAUGUGGCACGGCAGGCGGACAGCAAGAUGAAGCUCAGCGAGUUUAUCAAGUAUUUCACCAAGUCCCAUCGACCCAAGGUCCUCAACCUCAUCAGCCUGGAGUUCUCUGACACUAAGAUGUCGGGGUUAGUGGAGGUUCCUGAUGUGGCUCAGAAGAUGUCCUGGGUAGAGAACUACUGGCCGGACGACUCCUUCUUCCCCAAGCCCUUUGUCCAGAAGUACUGCCUUAUGGGGGUCAAGGACAGCUACACAGAUUUCCACAUAGACUUUGGAGGCACCUCGGUCUGGUACCAUGUUCUCUGGGGGGAGAAGGUCUUCUACUUGAUCAAGCCCACUCCUGCCAAUCUUGCACUAUAUGAGGCAUGGAGCUCCUCGCCCAAUCAGAGUGAAGUGUUCUUCGGGGACAAAGUGGAGAAGUGCUACAAGUGUGUUGUGCCCCAGGGAACAACCCUGCUCAUACCUACAGGCUGGAUCCAUGCUGUUCUAACCUCUCAGGAUUGCAUGGCUUUUGGAGGGAACUUCCUUCACAACCUCAAUAUUGGCAUGCAGCUCAGGUGUUAUGAAAUGGAGCGUCGUCUGAAAACCCCAGACCUCUUUAAGUUUCCGUACUUCGAGGCCAUCUGUUGGUAUGUGGCCAAGAACCUCCUGGAAAUGCUAAAAGAGCUACGUGAGGACAACUGUCCACCAUCAACCUACCUAGUGGAGGGAGUCAAGGCUUUAAUCAGUGCACUGAAGACCUGGUUGAAAAGAGAGGUGACUGAGCCCACCAGUGAGGUACCAGACAAUAUCAGGCCCAACCAUCUCAUUAAAGAGCUGACCAAGGAAAUCCGCUACAUGGAGGAGGAACCAGUCAAUGGUAGCAAGCCAGUGAAAUCUCAGGGAAGUGGGUGCGGAGUAGCAUCUGGAUCGAACGGCUGCCCGGCCACUCGCUCCACACUGGAGAGGCUGUGCCAGGCCCGGCGGGCGAGAAGAGCUGCCAGGCGGCUGAGGGAGCAGCAGCGGCAGGCCCCCAAAGUGCCCUCCAACCUGGACAUCUUAGAGCAGCACACCAGGGAGGUGCUGAGGAGGCUGGAGGUGGGACCGCUGGAGGAGGAUCCGGCGUUUUGUGCCAAGGUUCAUGGGAAGCUCAACAAAGUGUCAACUGCAUCAGCAGCUGCUGCUGCAGAGUCUUUAGAGGACAACCACCUACGGCUAAUGCUGGUCAACGGCAGAAUCAUCAGAGAUAUGAGGCGGCCAGGCAGCAGCCCGGUAAAGACGGAGGGUGAGCGGUCAUCUGUUGGCCAAGGUCCACCAAAGAGUUGUGUGGAUGGGAAGUCGGAGAGGACACAGGACGGUGAAGAGCAGCACAGCAUGGUUGAGAAACCCACGCUCCUCAGGGGUCUGGAGAGGGUGAAGACUGAACUCAGGGAAGAAGUCUCAGGACACUCCAGUGUGUCAGACGUGGAGUCAGACAGUGACUCUCCCACAGAGCGUAAAGCAUCAUCAUCGUCGCCGUCGUCAUCAUCGUCGUCGUCGUCGUCAUCGUCCUCCUCCUCCUCUUCUGACGAGGAUUCAGAGAGUUCCCAGGAGGAGGAGGAGGAGGGGGAAGAGAGGGGCUCAUCUCAGCAGAAAGGCUCAGGGCACACCAUAGAGCUGGACCAGUCUGGCCAGAAACUCAGGCACAAACACAAACCACUCAAACGAGACCGUCCUACCUCACCCAGCACAGAAGAGGCCAUUCAGGGGAUGCUGUCUAUGGCUGGUCUGCUGUGCUCCUCCAAGCCGGAGAAGGUAGCCUCAUCCCAGGAGCCCUGGUGGUCCAGUCCGAGCCAGUGCUCGCGGCUGGAGCAGAGGGAGGCCGCGCAGCACCAGCGCCGACUGCAGGGGGACAAGAGCCCAAUGGACAGCCAAGGCAACAGCAGCAGCGAGGCCUGGGACAAUCAGGGGCUCCCAAGCCCCCUCAGUCAAAGCCACGCCACCAGCCCAGAGACGGACUACCAGUACUGUGACCCCUCAAUGUCUCCUCCGCUGCACCCCUCCAAGAGGCACGCCCCCAACCCCCCACCUAUCAGCAAUCAGGCCACAAAAGGCAAACGGCCCAAAAAAGGAAUGGCUACAGCCAAGCAGAGACUGGGGAAAAUCCUGAAACUCAACAGACACAGUCGUGUCUUUGUGUAACACUCCAAAAACAUCAGAGGCAGAAGAGAAGUUGGGGAUGAAUUCUUGAAGAAGAAAAAAAAGAAACAUUUGUGUAUUUGUUACCAGACACUUUUUGUGCUGUAGAGAAUGGGGAUUUAAAAAAAAAAAAAAAAAAA
This is a messenger RNA of Seriola dumerili (greater amberjack), 2783 nucleotides long. RefSeq names its product lysine demethylase 7A (gene kdm7aa). The transcript is spliced from 18 exons. Gene Ontology annotation, biological process: regulation of transcription by RNA polymerase II; protein demethylation. Lineage: Eukaryota; Metazoa; Chordata; Actinopteri; Carangiformes; Carangidae. Gene Ontology annotation, molecular function: histone demethylase activity; transcription coregulator activity. The record is from RefSeq and is a predicted model, not a curated record. Bases 1 to 2646 code for a protein of 881 amino acids.